UACUGUGCUUAUUACAUAAUAUGUGUGAGGAAGAGACUCGGGCGAGAAUAAGAGAGAAAAAUAGAAAACGUCUUGCAUUCUCUAGUAUGUCGCAUGUAUUAUAAGUACAUGCGGCCGUAGUGUUGCAUAUUGCUCCCGGUAGACACCGUCGUCGUUCCGUCAAUCGGCCUUAUCCUCGACACGCAGCAGACACUCGCGUGUCUGUUACAUCCACAGACUUCUAUAAUAUACUAGACUGCUAGGCUCGUUAUAUAUUCUCCAUUUAGUGUGUACCCGAAAAGUAUGUACAAAUAGGAGCUCAUAGGCGGCAGACUGAAUUACCGAUUGGAAUGUGGCUAAUAUUUUAUAGUCCUACGACUAUGGAUUACUAGAGGAGUGAGUGAGAUGUAUGAUACAAUAUAUACAUAUAUUAUGUGAUUAUGAGAGCGUUCUCCUUGGACGCUUAUGCGUACUUAUGCGUUAAACGUAUCAUUCUUUUGCUCUUGUAAUAUAAAAGAAAAAGAUAAAAUGACAAUAACCAAGGUAUGUGAUAAAAGGCUGCCCAAAUAUAUAUAAGAAAGCGGUAUACAUUUCUUUUCGUUUAAGUAUUAAAACUAGAGGACAAAUAAUAUAACCUCAUUUUAAGAGCAUUUUUGUAUAAAAUAACCUAAUAUUAAUGAUAUUUAUUAGUAUUAUUAAGUAUCAUUUUUUAAAUAUAUAUAUAUAUAUAUAUAAACAUUUUAAAAAUGUCAACAAAUUACUCGUAGCAACUAUAUGUGACAUUUAUUGGCAUAUAUAUAUAUAUGUACAUAUACAUUCCACUUGACGAACAAUGUACAACAUACAUAGUAGAUGACACAUUCCGAUCGGUUAUUCAGUCAUGUACAACAUGUACAUGAUAUACUGGUACGCCUAGGGAAUCAAGGUUAGCAGUCUAGUAUAUUAUAGAAGUCUGUGGUUACAUCACAUACACAUCUCCGCGGUAUACGCUAGCUCUUUUAGCAUCUAAAAGCCGCGCAUGAGCGACGAAAAGUCAAAGACUAUUGUGAGGACACCUUCAACCCUGUGUCGUACAUGAGGGUCUAAAGCGCAAGCCUCGAAUCGAUCUUCCACCCCCGCAGCACCCCUCCUCCCCCGGGAGGCGUCCGCGAAGAACAACCCCCGGCCGACGACUCUGUUGUCGACCCAACAACAGUUCAAAACCGCCCGAGACCCACGACAAACAUGGCGUUGGAUUUCGCAGCCACGUACAAGGUCCUGGUGCUGGGCGACUCGAACGUCGGCAAGACUUGUAUCGUGCAUCGCUACUGCGACGAACGGUACUACGACACUUACAUCUCGACGAUAGGUAUUGAUUUCAAACAGAAGAUCAUUAACUUGGACGGAACGCCGAUUAAAUUGCAAAUCUGGGAUACCGCCGGCCAGGAAAGAUUUCGAACUUUAACGACGGCAUACUAUCGUGGUGCCAUGGGAAUCCUUUUGAUGUACGACGUUACUAGUUUGGAGAGUUUCAACCAUCUGUCGUAUUGGCUACGAAAUAUCCAAGAAAACGCGUCACCGGACGUGGUAAAAGUUUUGGCGGCGAAUAAAUGCGACGCGACCGCGCAGCGCGCAGUGGAGGCCGAGAGAGGUCAAAAGAUCGCCGAAAAUUUCGAUAUGCCUUUCUUCGAGGUGUCAUGCAAGGAAAAUAUCAACAUCGAGGAGGCCUUCCUCACUUUAGCCAGAAGAAUACGGGAACAACGGGGCCGCCGGGCUAGCCUGUUUGAAGCUUCCGAGAGAGAAGGCGCGGACAGUAUAAUUAAGGCGCAGUCACCGUCUCAGCAAGGUGAUGCUUGGAGAUGCAGCUGUUAGUUCGGUGGAUGGACCAUCGGAGUAGGAUCUAUCCUAUCGAUUGGAAGUUUCGACGUCAGUCGAGAAUUAAAUCCAGGAUUCGCCCAAAGGAUAUCGUCUGUUCAUCACGCACGAGGAGAGGAGAGAGUUUCGACCGUUUCUACACCUGUAGUACAUACGCAACGCGAUCGCGAGUCAAUCGUCGAACGGAGAACGAUGCCUGAACGACGACGCUAGGUGUUCACGUAUCACCCGGCGAGGAUGGCCCGGGCAAGUAUUCACGAUACCACCACACCAUCCGCAAUAAUUGCAACGGAUAUAUUAUCUCAUGAAUCCUGCACUCUAUUACGCGCGAGCCUGAGUGACGACAGCGUAACGCGAUGACGAAAGCGUGAGAAAACGAAUACGCCAAUCCCAAAUUGUCGUCGCAGCCACAAUAAACACCAUAGGAAAGGUUUUGUCGGCGAGGAGCUAUCGCUCUGAAUAAAACACACGCACACGCACACAUUCCCAGUGAGAAAUAGUACAUCGAAUAGACAUCAUUUCGACGUCGAAUUGAUGUCGAAUUCAUUAUCGUUUCUCGCUGGGAUUACGAUUAGAGGCCCGAGCUAUGCUCGAGGUUGUCGCAAGUUUUUAUCUAUGAUACGCGAUUACACGUCGUAUAUGUCUAUUUAUAAACGUGACACGGCUCGCGUUUUUUUUUUUUGGCGCGCGCGAAUGUAGAGACUUCGACAGAACUCUCUCGCUACGAGGUAAUCGGAAUGCCUGAGAACGCAUCAUCGAGAGACGCGUCGACAAUUGAUCUGAUUAAUCGUAGUAGGCCGGUUUUCACGAACGUCGGUUAGCUCUUCCGAGUAUCCGAUCGUCUUUAUUCCGCGCGAGUUUGUAAAUCCAAAGGUUUUUAACGAAUUAGCUGGGAGGGAGAGAGAGAGAGGGAGAGAGAGAGAGAGAGAGAGAGAGAGAGAGAGAGAGAGAGAGAGAGAGAGAGAAGACUACAACUGACAGAGAAAGAGAAAGUUAUGUGACAAAGAUUUCGACGAGAGGCUCGCAAGAUGCGUAUUGGCUGCGAGCAAUUUUCGGAGAAUUUCGCGUUAACAAUUCGUGUUAGACUUUCGCGGAUCAGAUACAUUCAUUGCGGUAUAUCAUAAGCAGUUUAAGAGUUUAAUUAGAUUCGCUUGGUAAGGCCUAACUAAAAGGAAACAUCCUCUCGAUCUGCUAUUAAGGUGACACACUUUCGCAGUAAUCGACGUAUUUACUAUUCUAGUAUGUCUAUACAAGGAAGACAUCAUUAAGCGCAUUGUGAUUACCGUCUAAGAAACGAUACUACUAUGUAAGAUUUGCGAUUAGUACCGAUGUCUCUCAACGACGAGGACCCGGGUUCUUCCUUUAACGAAGAGCCUGCGCGAUUACUCGUCGAGAUAUAUUUGAUGCACAGAUGCCAAAGUUUGCGUAAAACUAUUCUCCUUUGAUAUCGAGUAUUCGAACCAAACACCGACAACCAGAUUACGAAGAAUAGCAUUCAUUUUACUAUCAAAGCGCGAAGAAUUUUCUAAUAAAUACGUGACUUCGGAAUUUAAAGGAAUUUAACAAAUUGGACGUAGUUAGCAUAAAUUCAAUCUUGAUUUAAUUUUAUAGCUACAAAAAUGUUUCAUGCUGAAAAUAGCUGAUAAACUGAAUGUAAGAGGGACGAUUGGUGAAAGAAAUACUCAAUAGUCUGGAGUAAAAAGUUCCGCUUAACCAAAUAUACCGAGGAGAUCGCAAUUUAUUGCACCGCCGCACGCGAGAUUUUCUUUAAAAGACGUAAUAUUGACUGUUUUCUAUAUACAACACUCAUGUCGAACAAAAACUUUCCUUCUGCCUCGGCAGAGUAGUGUAGCGUAAGACUAAAGUAAAUUUGUUUCUAAGGAAAGAAUAACUGAUAUUCAUGUGUUCAUAAAAAAAAAGAUAUUCUCAGAGUCUGAAGUGAAGUUUCGAAAUGAGGCCGAAUCGAUACGGCUGGCGCUUGACAUCUGUAUAUCAAACCUUUUAUAUAUCGGUGCACACACGUGAUAAUCCACGCUUAAUUAAUGCGCUUUGAUAAUCGUGAUGAAACAUUUUCGAUGAUUCCUGUUAUAUUCGACGAACGGAACAUUUUCGUGGUAAUGCGAAAAGCACAUUCUACUGCAGAAUGUCAUAGCACCAAUUUCGCAUUGAAAAAAAAAAAA
Monomorium pharaonis (pharaoh ant) is the source of this 4013-nucleotide messenger RNA. It is a transcript of the gene RabX4, whose product is annotated as ras-related protein Rab-8A. Gene Ontology annotation, molecular function: GTPase activity; GTP binding. The transcript is spliced from 5 exons. The coding region runs from base 1204 to 1830 and encodes 208 amino acids. The record is from RefSeq and is a predicted model, not a curated record. NCBI's taxonomy places the organism in Eukaryota, Metazoa, Arthropoda, Insecta, Hymenoptera, Formicidae.